Solanum dulcamara is the source of this 1101-nucleotide messenger RNA. RefSeq names its product internal alternative NAD(P)H-ubiquinone oxidoreductase A1, mitochondrial-like. The transcript has 8 exons. The record is from RefSeq and is a predicted model, not a curated record. Lineage: Eukaryota; Viridiplantae; Streptophyta; Magnoliopsida; Solanales; Solanaceae. Bases 1 to 1098 code for a protein of 365 amino acids. Gene Ontology annotation, molecular function: NADH dehydrogenase activity.
AUGGCAUCAAGAAGAUACAGGUUAGAUAGACAAGUGUCCUAUGCAAUGGAUUUAUCAGUACAAUGCCAAACUGUGACAGAGGGAAUUGAAACCUUGAAGCCAUGGAAUUUCAAUAUCUCAUAUGACAAGUUAGUCAUUGCAUCUGGAGCAGAAGCUUUGACAUUUGGAAUUAAGGGUGUAAACGAGCACGCUACAUUUCUUCGUGAAGUUUACCAUGGUCAGGAAAUAUGGAGGAAACUACUUCUAAAUCUCAUGCAGUCUGAUGUCCCUGGAGUUACUGAGGAAGAAAAGCGUCGACUAUUACACUGUGUUGUAGUUGGAGGUGGUGCAACAGGAGUUGAGUUCAGUGGCGAAGUUAGUGACUUUAUCCUAAAGAUAUUCUCAUGUCAAAGAUAUUCUCAUGUCAAAGACUACAUUCACGUCAUGUUGAUUGAGGCAAAUGAGAUAUUGUCCUCCUUUGAUGAUCGUUUAUGUGUAUAUGCAACCAAACAGUUGACUAAGUCAGGAGUUCAUCUUGUACGAGGCCUCGUCCAAGAUGUGCAACCGGAGAAGAUAAUUCUUAGUGAUGGCACAGAUGUCCCCUAUGGUAUGUUAGUGUGGUCUACUGGUGUUGGCCCUUCACCUUUUGUCAACUCACUUGAUAUACCAAAAGCUAAAGAGAGGAUCGAAAUUGAUGAAUGGUUACGCGUCCCAUCGGUACAAGAUGUAUGCUCAAUUGGUGAUUGCAGUGGUUUUCUUGAAAGUACAGGCAGACAAGUUAUUCCAGCUCUGGCCCAAGUUGCAGAGAGGCAGGGAAAAUAUUUGGCAAGUUUGUUGAACAAGGUGGGUAAAGAAGGUGGAGGGCAUGCCAAUUGUGCACAAAACAUUAACUUGGGAGAUCCAUUUAUCUACAAAAUGUUUUUUUUGUUUGUACAUCGGCUCCUCUGGCAUGGUUUAUUGCCUCGGGAAGCAAAAGGUGUAUCUCUAGCAGGAUUCACAAGUUUUUUUCUUUGGCUUUCAGCAUAUUUGACUCGUGUAAUGAGUUGGAGGAACAAGUUUUAUGUUCUAAUCAACUGGUUGACAACCUUAGUAUUUGGUCGUGAUAUAAGUAGGAUAUAAGCC